AUGAAGAGAAAGUGGGACUCAUUUGACACAGCGACGACGUCCGCUUGUGUUGAAGAGGGCCGUUUGUCGUCGGGGGAUGAAUUCGAUGUGUUCUUGAAUUUCAGAGGCUGUGACACCCGCCUCAACUUCACCGAUUGUCUCUAUUACUUCCUGACUGGAGCUGGGAUUCGUGUUUUUAGAGACGAAGAAGAGAUCUCAAAGGGCGAAAAGAUCAAAGGCGAGCUUCUCCAUGCCAUCGAAUCCUCCAAAGUAUAUUUGCUGAUCUUUUCUAGGAACUAUGCAUCCAGCACAUGGUGUCUUCGCGAGCUUACCCACAUAGUGCAGUGCUCAAACAAAGCGAAUGACAAAGUGAUCCUACCUGUUUUCUUUGACGUAAAUUCUGAUGACGUGAAGCUAAAAACUCGAUUGUACCUCGACGAUAUAGAGAAGCACGAGGAGACGUUUGGCCGGGAUGAAGUUCGGCAAUGGAUGGAGGCUCUGACCGAGGUCGCGAGAAUCAAGGGAUGGAGCUUGAAGGACAAAGGGCAUGUCGGACAUUUCGCGGAGUCUGGGAUGACGGCGACGACAGAAGCCGCCCUCGUCUUGCACGAUGAUCGUGAAGCGUCUGACGCGCGGAAGUGGACAAGAUCCUCCGAAAGGAGCGACGACGACUGUUAG
This is a messenger RNA of Eucalyptus grandis, 657 nucleotides long. RefSeq names its product toll/interleukin-1 receptor-like protein. The coding region runs from base 1 to 657 and encodes 218 amino acids. Lineage: Eukaryota; Viridiplantae; Streptophyta; Magnoliopsida; Myrtales; Myrtaceae. Gene Ontology annotation, biological process: signal transduction. The transcript has 2 exons. The record is from RefSeq and is a predicted model, not a curated record.